AUGACACGUUUUUGCACUACAAACAGGAUAUCAGAAGCUGAUUCAUCUGUAAAGCAUUUGAUUCAUAAACAUUCUUUAAAUUUGCAUAACAAUUCGAUUGUUGGAAUGGAAAAUGGAACUUUAGUAUUCGAAAAUAAAAGUAUCAGAUGGAACAGAAUUCCAUCAGGAGUUCAGAAUCGUUUUGUAUUGCGAACAAAAAAUUUUACUGAUAUUUCUGCGUCUGAUUUUGAUUUACUCGAUGAACGCGAAAAUAAUGAUUGCCAUAAAGUAACUGCUAGUACAGGUGCAAAUUCAAGUCUUUUUCCAAACGACCUUUUCACGUUGAACCAACGUCGUAACGGGGCGCUUUUGCUUCACUUUUUUGGCUUAUUUUAUAUGUUUGUUGCAUUAGCCAUUGUUUGUGAUGAAUUUUUCGUUCCAUCGCUUGCUGUCCUGAUAAAAAAAUUGUCAAUAUCCGAGAAUGUUGCUGGUGCAACAUUUAUGGCUGCUGGUGGCUCAGCACCAGAAUUUUUUACUUGUUUAUUCGGGGUUUUUCUCACUCAAAACAACGUUGGCAUUGGUACGAUUGUUGGUAAGAAUAAUUUUGACGUUUACAGAUUUGCUAUCCGAAUAGUAAUAAAUUUGAGAAUAUUGAAGUUUUUUAUCUUUCCAAGAGCAAUUUAGAU
This is a messenger RNA of Thelazia callipaeda (thelaziosis nematode), 665 nucleotides long. The record is from the annotation of a GenBank genome assembly. Lineage: Eukaryota; Metazoa; Nematoda; Chromadorea; Rhabditida; Thelaziidae.